Molecule: messenger RNA, 2073 nt
Organism: Chaetura pelagica (chimney swift)
Lineage: Eukaryota; Metazoa; Chordata; Aves; Apodiformes; Apodidae
Gene: TTC12
Product: tetratricopeptide repeat domain 12
Exons: 21
Coding region: 1-2073 (690 amino acids)
Molecular function (GO): protein binding
Source: RefSeq, a predicted model, not a curated record
AUGGCUCCAGCCAAUUUGGUGCAAGGCUUGAACUCCCCAGACCCAGCUGUGAGGGAAAAAUCCAUUGCUGAGACAGAGAAAAGGCUCCAAGAUGAAGAAACGAGCCAGGAGGAAGAAAGCAAGACUGUGGUGAACAGAACAGUCAUCAACAGACAAGCUUCUGUAAGGGUGGGAAGUGCAGAGGCAGUGACUGCAGAUGCUUUCCUGGCAAUGCUGGAAAAAGAUGCAGAAGAACGAGCUGAACGAAGGAGGAGGAACGAGCACUUAGCAAAUGCCCUGAAGGAGGAGGGAAACGUUGCCUUCAGGAAGGGAGACUUUGUCACAGCCAUCCAGAGGUACACGGAAGGUCUGGAGAAGCUGAAAGACAAGCAGGAACUCUACACAAACAGAGCACAGGCCCACCUGAAGAUGCAGGAGUAUGAAAAAGCCCUCAGUGACUGUGAAUGGGCAUUGAAGUGCAAUGAAAAAUGUAUUAAAGCCUAUUUUCUGAUGGGGAAAGCUCACCUGGCACUUCAGCACUAUGAGGAGUCCAGGCAGUGUUACCAGAAGAUCUUAGAAAUUGACCCCCAAAAGGAAAGCCUGUUCAAAGAUUGCAUGAAUGAGGUAAACUUGGAGGAGAAAAGAAGGCAAGAUGAAGAGAGAGCAAUGGAGGAAGUUCAGGCUGGAAAUCUUGCUGCUCUGUCCAUAAAAGAACUGCUGCAGAAACUUGCCAGGCCUGACCAGAGCAUCCUCUACUACACAGGAGGGAUCAGGCUUCUGGCAGGAGCUGUGAGAGACCGCACUGAACAAACUUUAUUUCGGACAAACAAUGGGUUCAGUAUCCUCAAAGACAACGAGCCUGUCAGACGGGGCUUCUGUGCAGAGAGAAAAGACACUGCUGAAAUGGAUCUGUGUGUUGCUCUCCUGUGCCUUUGGCAAGCUGUCUGUGCUGGGAAUGAAGAAAAUCAGCGUCUGCUUUGGACUGACUCUGGGGUGAGUGCUGAGCUGCCAGAGCUGCUGUCCUCAGGGAUACAGGAGAUCCAGCAGGAGACACUGGCACUGAUUGCUCUUUACUCAGAGAGUGAGGCUGGGAGGAGGCUGCUGCUCAGGCACCACGACCCAACCAAGUGGCUGCAGCUUUUGAUGACAUUUGUCAGCAGCCCAGACCCCAGAGCCAGCAGUGCCAUGGAUGUGCUGUCUGAGUUAGCUCAAGAGGAAAGGUUCAAAGCUCAGUGUCAUGUCCUGCUUUCCACUGGUGUUUUACCUUUAUUCACCCAGUUGCUGGCCUCUGCCAGGCUGGUGAACCAGGCAGCCCUGGCCCGUUGUGUUGGCAUCAUGGGGAGCCUGUGUGCAGAUGCAGCCACCCGAGAGCAGCUGGCUGGGAGCAGGGAGUGCUGGCAAGCCUGCCUGGAGCUGCUGGAUGAAUGCAUGGAUAUCAAAACCCCCCCAUACCAGGAGUGUUUGUUUGCAGUGCUGGGCCUAAUGAUGAACUUGCUGCUUGAAUCAAACGAGACCAUCCAGGGCCUGGCUGUGGACAUCAGCUGCAGGUGCUUGGCUCUCCUCAGGGCUGAGGAAGGCAGGAUUGUGACAAGAGCCACUGGGCUGCUGAGCCGGGUCCUGCCAACCUCCUCCCCAGCUCAGGAAGAGGCAGUGAGAGGAGGGGUGGUGAAGAAAAUGAUCAAGUUCUUGAAAGCUGGAGGAGAGAGCACAACCACUUAUGCUAUAAAGACCCUUUGCAUCUGCACCAGGAGCAGCAGACAAGCUCAGGAGGAUCUAGUGAAGGCAGAUAAAAGGUUCCAUGUGCUGCUGAAGCUCCUGGAGUCAGAGAAUGAGCUGAUUGUGGGAAAUGCAGCUUUUUGCCUUGCCCAGUGCCUGGCAGUCCCUGGAGCAGCAACAUCCUUACUCAGUUCCAGCGUGGUGAGGACUCUGCUGAGACAUGCUGGUGGUGAUGCUGCAAGAACUUCAGUGCAGGAGAAUGCAGCAAUUGCUCUGGGCAAGCUCUGUGUUGCUGAGCCAAGGCACCUUGUUCAGCUGCGGAAGCUGAACGGCCUGGCCAUCCUCAGCUCCUCCAUGAAGCACGUGCAGGGCAUCUGA